Molecule: messenger RNA, 1178 nt
Organism: Marchantia polymorpha subsp. ruderalis
Lineage: Eukaryota; Viridiplantae; Streptophyta; Marchantiopsida; Marchantiales; Marchantiaceae
Source: the annotation of a GenBank genome assembly
CCGAGCGGGAGCAUUCAUGGACCAUCAAUAUCAAAGUCAGAGGCAUCGAUGGCCACGCGAAGAGUCAAACCUCUCGCGGCUAGCGACCUGGAUUCCACCACGAUUUACGGAAGUAAAAUUUUGGAACUGCGUCGCCGUAGCGAAGCUACUGUAGGAGGUUACAUCUGCUCUUUCGAUUCGUACCCGGUUACAGUUGAAGCUCAUGAAGUCUCUUCCCUUGUUGGGAUGGGCUUCCUAUCGUGAUGGAUUCGAGUGGAGAUCGACGAUCCCCAGCGAUUGUACGUUGUAAUCUAUUCUUCUUCUUCGAGCUGGUCGAAAUUCGAUGUUUAUUAAGGUGUCGAGAGAACGAUUUCCUUCUAUGCCGUUUGCAUUUUCGGCUGCAAGGAAUCAUCGAGUGCUCCGAAGAAGCUCGCAGUUUCUCGACUGCCGAUAACUUUGGCUCGUUGGCAAUCUCGCCUGGCCAGAAAAUCGAGAUUCUGACAGAAGCGAGUGAGACAUCGUCGGUGGAUGAUUUGCAACCUGGCAGAAACUCAUGGACGCCGGGAAAACGACUCCCAAACUCCACGGGGGGCAAAUGCAAAGCACAUCGUUGUGAAAGAGGCUUGAGUGUUCUAUGCCCUUGAUGGAAAUAUGAUUGAGUACAGAAGCAAGUACUGGCAGCAGAAGAUGUACUCAUGCUACUCGGAUACGUUGUCAAGCAGGAUCUACUGCAGUCCAGGAAGAACAUACCCAGGACCAGAGUGUUUCACACGUCUUCGUGUAAGUUUGUGGGAAUCUCGACGAGCUUGGCGGGUUCUACGCCAUCAUCAAUGAGCCCCACCGGCACACCAGAUGCCGACACACUCACAAGACCUUCGUAUUGUACCGUUCAACGUUUGGAGCAAUGAUCUUGUGAUCAUGAAAUUUUUAUACUAGUUUAGAUCCAGACAUUGAUGAUUCUGAUCUAGUUGGUGAGACACAUUUAGUGGCUGAAACAUGGAGAUAAUCAGACUCCAACGAAGGACUCAUCUGUCGUUUCGGAACGGAAUUUACUUAAAUACGACUCCUCUCGCUGAGAUUGUCAUGUCAUGCGCAUGCUAGCAUGAAGCAGUUGAGCGUACAUCUAUACGAAUGUAAAAUUGAUGAUAAAUCGUAAAUGCCUCCAUCCUGUGCGUCUAGGCUUUAUGCCCAUUUGUACG